UCGUAGUCUCUGGAGCCACUUCCGCGCCGGAGUUCCGCGUGUUCGGCAGUUUGGACCAUCCAGCACCGCGUUCUACUCAGGAGAAGCCGACCCUCCCGCCUCGCCUGGACCCCGCGAUGCCCGCCCCGCAGUGCGCCUCCUGCCACAAGGCGCGAGCCGCCCUCCGCCGUCCGCGCUCGGGCCAGGCGCUGUGCACCACCUGCUUCUGCGCCGCCUUCGAGGCCGAGGUGCUGCACACGGUGGUCGCGGGCCGCCUGCUGCCGCCCGGCGCCGUGGUGGCCGUGGGCGCCUCGGGCGGCAAGGACUCCACUGUGCUGGCGCACGUGCUGCGCGAGCUGGCCCCGCGCCUGGGCAUCUCGCUGCACCUCGUGGCCGUGGACGAGGGCAUCGGCGGCUACCGGGACGCGGCGCUGGCGGCCGUGCGGCGGCAAGCAGCACGCUGGGAGCUCCCGCUCACCGUCGUGGCCUACGCAGAGCUCUUCGGGGGCUGGACGAUGGACGCCGUGGCCCGCAGCACGGCCGGCUCCGGCCGCAGCCGCUCCUGUUGCACCUUCUGCGGGGUGCUGCGACGCCGGGCGCUGGAGGAAGGGGCGCGCCGCGUGGGAGCCACGCACGUCGUGACGGGACACAACGCCGACGACAUGGCGGAGACGGUGCUCAUGAACUUCCUGCGGGGCGACGCGGGCCGGCUGGCGCGCGGCGGGGGCCUGGGCUCUCCGGGCGAGGGGGGCGCCCUGCCGCGCUGCCGCCCGCUGCAGCUGGCCUCGCAGAAGGAGGUGGUGCUGUACGCGCACUUCCGCCGCCUGGACUACUUCUCCGAGGAGUGCGUGUACGCGCCCGAGGCCUUCCGCGGCCACGCGCGCGACCUGCUCAAGCUGCUGGAGGCGGCGCGGCCGUCGGCGGUGCUGGACCUCGUGCACUCGGCCGAGCGCCUGGCGCUGGCCCCGGCCGCGCGGCCCCCGCCCCCCGGCGCCUGCUCCCGCUGCGGGGCGCUGGCCAGCCGCGCGCUCUGCCAGGCCUGCGCCCUCCUGGAAGGCCUGAACCGCGGCCGGCCCCGCCUGGCCAUCGGCAAGGGCCGCCGGGGGCUGGACGAGGAGGGGUCGCCGCGGGAGCCACAGCCGUCCGGACCCCCGACUUCAGAGCCCAUCCCCGGCUUCUAGAGACUCCAGUUCUCCGCUGGGAUCCGACGACGUGGGAGUGCGGGGCCGCCUGUAAAUGACACUGUGAAGGAACCCGAGUUACCUUAGCCCGGGCUUCGGUGUGAGGUUGGGAAGGGGUCGGAACCUCUUACCUGUGGUCCUGCAGAAGCUGGGGCUCUGGGCUCCUGGGGCUGCGGAGGACUCCUGGGUGUCUGGGGGACCCCUGGGCCUCAGAGAGGAGAGAGCUGUACAACUUUGCAUUCCUGAGCGAGUGGGAAUUAGGGGGCCGCUUGCCUGUACCUCUGUGGGGCUCUGGGCGUGCUCAGAUAGUCCUGACCCUUCUUGAGCGCCUACUGUGUGCCUCAUGUUUCAUGUUUGCCUGCAGUGGGAUAAGCAAAACCAUGUAACGUGAUGGGCACGUCAGUUACAGCAAUCGUGAUGCUUCUGUGUGAGCGCUGUGUACAGGGCAGGCGCUGGAUCAUCUCAUUUCAUCCUCACCACUAUCUCAUUGGCUGUAGCCUGAGCCCCAUAACUGGCCUGAGGUCACCUCGCUGGAGCCCCAACUGGGGGCUCACACCCAGGUCUGCCUGGGGCUCCUCAAGACGGUGUAUUUAGCCCUUACCCCCACUCUCCCCGCCCACCACCACCUGAGUCUCUGUGUGAUGGGUGGGGAGCCGCUGGGUGAGCUCCCCAGACCUCAGAUUUCUGGAGGCAGAGCUGGGUGAACCUGGGUCAGUGACUUAACCUCUCUGGUCUUCCAUUUCCUCCUCUGAGAAUGGAAUCAAAGCCUCCUAGCAAAGCACUGUUGUGAGUAUUUGAUAA
Molecule: messenger RNA, 1961 nt
Organism: Aethalodelphis obliquidens (Pacific white-sided dolphin)
Lineage: Eukaryota; Metazoa; Chordata; Mammalia; Artiodactyla; Delphinidae
Gene: CTU1
Product: cytosolic thiouridylase subunit 1
Exons: 3
Coding region: 117-1160 (347 amino acids)
Biological process (GO): tRNA wobble position uridine thiolation
Cellular component (GO): mitochondrion; cytosolic tRNA wobble base thiouridylase complex
Molecular function (GO): tRNA binding
Source: RefSeq, a predicted model, not a curated record